Plasmodium reichenowi is the source of this 1689-nucleotide messenger RNA. RefSeq names its product zinc finger protein, putative. Gene Ontology annotation, biological process: ribosomal large subunit biogenesis. The record is from RefSeq and is a predicted model, not a curated record. The transcript has a single exon. Gene Ontology annotation, cellular component: preribosome, large subunit precursor. Lineage: Eukaryota; Apicomplexa; Aconoidasida; Haemosporida; Plasmodiidae. The coding region runs from base 1 to 1689 and encodes 562 amino acids.
AUGAGCGAAGAUAUAAAAUAUAUAGAACUCAACAACAAUAUUAAUAACAGAAAAGAGAACAAUAUUGUAAAUAGUAUAUCCAUUCCAACGGAUAACUCCAAUUUGAAUAUAUGGUCAAAGGUAGAUAAUGUAUGUGAUGUGAAAAAUAUUUAUAAUAUAAAAAAAGAAGAUGUUAUAAUUGAAGAGUAUAUGGAUAUUAAUAAAAGUAGUACAAUAAAUCUAGAUCAUAAUAAACAAGUUAAUAUAUAUAUUGAAAAUAGCGAUCUUAAUAAAAAAAUAUAUACAUGUCAUACAUGUAAUAUACAAAUAUAUAAUUAUUCCUUCUUUCGUUAUCAUUUUAAAUCCGAAUGGCAUAAAUAUAAUUUGAAAAGAAAAUUAUUAAAUCUACAUUCAGUAAAUGAGUUUGUUUUUAAUGAAAAAUUAAAAAAUUUAAAAAAAAAUGAAGAUCAAGAAAAUCAAAAGAAAGACAAAAGAGAAAAUCAAGGUAGCCAUUUAAGUCAUAAAAAACGUAAUGAAAGUAAUAAAAAAAAAAAGGAAAAAAAUAUCACUAAUUUUAAUAAUAUUAAUAAUAAUAAUAAUAAUGUGACCAAAUCGAAUAAUCAUACCAAUGAACAUAACAAUCAUUCAAAUGUUUCAUCCUCCUCAAAUAAUAACAAUAUAAAAUACGCUACAAAAGAAAAUGUACUUUUAACAAAAAAUAUUAAAUAUGAUAAUCCAGCUGUCUGUUUUUUUGAUAAUCGUAUUUUUAAUUCCAUAGAAGAAAAUAUAAAACAUAUGAAUGAUACUUAUACAUUUUAUAUUCCUGAUUUAAAAUACGUAACGAAUGUGAAAAAAAUCCUAUUAACAAUUGGAAAGAAAAUAUAUGAAGAAAAUAUAUGUAUCUAUUGUUUUAAAUAUGCCAAAUGUGUUAAAUCAUUACAAGCACAUAUGGUUUGUAAAAGCCAUACGAAGUUACAUACCAAUUUUAUGGUCUAUAUCCAAAAAUAUUAUGACUUCUCAAAAACUUAUGUUGAUUUAUUAAAUAAAUAUAUUAAUAAUAAACAAGAUAAAAAAUUACUCCUCUAUAUGUUAAAUCACGAACAAAAUAAAGAUAAACAAUUACAAAUUCAUGAUAAUAAAAAUCAAAAUCAUCUUAAUGAGAACCAUUUGGAAAAUAACAAUGUUCUUACGAAAAAGAAACUUUGUAAUGAUACAGACAAUAAUUCUGAUGACUAUCCUAAUGAUGGUUAUAUAUUAAAAAAAGAAAAUAACCAAGAUACAUCUUUAUCAAACUCUUAUGAUAAUCAUGAUCAUACCAGUGAUGAUAAUAAUAGCGACGAUUAUAAAAUAAAAGAAACAGAUCUAAAUAAAAAUAUUGACUAUAAUAAAAUUUAUCAAGUAUUAGAAGAAUUUGGAUACAUCAAACCUGAAUUAAAUGAAUAUAACAAUUUAAUCCUACCAGAUGGUUCAGAAGCCAUCAAUAGAAAACUUGCCUACAUAUUUAAACAAAAACUACCCUUGGAAAAUAAAACAAACUUUUCUUCCAAAUAUCAUCAAAUCGAUGUUUUAAAAAAUAAAAAAGACAAACACUUACAACAACGAAAAUAUAAAUAUUAUAUUGAUAUUAUGAAGAAAUAUAAUUUAAAUCUAAAUUUGAAGACAAACAAUUUGAACAAGUUUUACAAAAGUGAUUCUAUCUUCUUCCUCUAA